GUAUACUGAAUGUAUAUAACUAGCAUCCUUUUUCCACCGGAAUUAUUUUUCGAAAACGCACCGAUAUGCUCGCACGUUAGGUUAUUAGUGUAGUAUAGUGGUAGUGAGUGGUAACUUAAGGAUAACACGAACACUUAAGGAUUACGAUGACGAUACAACAGAUGUUUGUUGCACUUUUGUGCUCGUUAUUGGCAACGCAACAAAUUGCAGCUGUCGUAAAUAAUUCAAAAUCGGCCAGUAUAGAAGAAUCCAGCAACAAAACUGCCAGUGCCGCAAAAAUACCCGAUUCAGUUUCGUCUGCAAGUGAACAAGAGGCGAAGCGUCGCGACGCUCCUCUCAGUGAUACAUACGGCGCCCCCUUGAGUGGGGGAGGAAUCGACUCGUAUGUUCCUUCAGGGCCCAGUAACCCCGGCCUGCCGAUUCCAGUUUACGGAGUCCCCGAUGCACCCUCAAAUAAUAUUGUUUACCCGGCACCACCACCAGACAUACCUCCACCUCUCCCCCAAAUAUCCUCCAGUUAUGGCGUCCCAUUCAAAACUUACGGCCCUCCGCAGUUAAUCAAUAAUUUUGACUUGGGCCACUCAACCGAUUUCGUGCCGCCGCCACCCCCAACAAAGUACCUUCCCCCCAUACGGUCGCACAAACCCUUCAGUGCCCCCAAACUGCCGAGGCCGCGACCGCAUUAUGGGCCCCCACAGAAGCCCAUCUUCGUGCCAAAGUUGCCUAAACCCAACUACGGGCCGCCCAAAUCCGUAUACGGACCGCCAAAGCAACCGCUAUUUGUGCCACAGAAAACCAACUUUAAGCAACAGUCGGUUACGAUUGUUACGGUUCCGUCCAAUAAUUACGGAGUGCCGAAUCUUGGCCAUGGGCAAGACGCGUUCAUCUCACCACCGGCAGCUAUAGGGCAUGGCCAUUACGGACCGCCUGAUCCCGUUCCACACGCGCCUCCUCCGGGAGUACCAGCGCCGCCCACACCGCCGGAUAUUAAGUACGAUGGGUGGCAGCCCAUCCCCGGGUUGGUGUCAAGGCCACCGGAUACGUACGGCGCCCCCGAGGUUGAACACCACGGAACGGCUGAUUUGCAAGUGAACACUGAUUUUAUCCCGCCUCCAGUGGAUGACGGCCACGGUUCGGCCUCACUUGGGCUGGGCUACAGCCCCCCAUCUCAAGGAAUAAGUGACUCGUACGGAGCCCCCUUGAACUCGGUCACCGGGUCGGGGGCUGUAGUUAGCUCGUCUGGGGACGCACACCAUGACGACGAAUCCCUCUCUCUUGGUCUGUCGGCGGCUGGGAUUCACUCCGGCCAAAGUCAUCUCUCAGUGAUCAAAAGCAUAGGAUACGAAAUUUUCCCCAACACUGGGGGUGGGUUGAGUCACACUGGUGACACCUACAGCUCACCACCGCUUGAUUCGUACUCGCUUGAUGGCCCAUAUGCCGCUGCUCAGGCUCAUAAGUCCAAUGGGUUGUCGAGUUUCUCGUUUGGUGGUUCAAUAAAAUCACAUGGUUUGCGUGGAGGCCACGGUUUAAUUCCUCCCAGUGGUCUUUACGGAGCUCCGCCGAGUAGCCAUUACGGGACUCCCCUUUUGGCGAAACCCACUCAACAAUAUGGUCCCCCCUUGAACGCUCUGAAGAUCAAUCCGCCCAAACAUCCCGUUAUUUUCCGAGAACCAGUCCCUCAGGGUUUGAUUCAAUCAAUCGGUCAACACACGGCUCACAAAGAUGCUCACGGUAUUAUUGAGAGUACUCAUUCUAGUAGUUUCUCCUCGGGACCCACCUAUAUUCCUCCCCCAAUUCCCGAUGUGACGAAACCCGUGAAGGAGGAAGAACCACCUUCACCGUCCGGUUUGUACAGCUUGCCCCAUGCACAUUCGGCAGUUUCUUUCCAAAAUGUAGCUCAUGGUUCGUCGUUUGAUUUCGGGUCAAGCCAUUUUGGUGGCGGUCAGCCUUUGACGAGCUACACGGCUCCAUUGGGGAGUAUAGAUGGGUCGUACGGUUUACCGGUACACUCAGCUUCUGGCUAUUCAGUCGCAGUGGACAAUGCACCAUCUGGUGGCUUGACCGUGGGAAUAGACAAUUCUCACCCUCCUGUGACCAUUGAUUUAACUUCUGCCACGAGUAAUGUGGGCCCAAGCUUCGCCCACUUAUCCCAUGGUUAUGGUUACCAAAACGUCCAUGACUGUAGUUCACACAAAUCGCAACCUUUACCGUCAUUAUCUUACGGUGUCCCAUCUGCUAAUACUUAUACCGCGUCUUUGUCGUCUUUGACCACCAAUAUCGGUGGAUCUUAUCACGGUGAUCUUCAAACUGCCCAUUCGCAAAAAGUUUCAACCGGGGUUUCGUACAAUGCGAUCCAUAAUUCAUCAGAAGAAAAAAAUUACGGGAAAUCGCUCGCGCAAAAAUUCGGGCCCGGAGCUGAGUUAAUUCAGUCGCAAAGCCUCGACAUUAAUAAUAUCCCAGUCCAAGGGUCUUUGGGUAGCUAUACUUUGCAAAUCCAGUCAGCGGAUGGUUUAAACGGUCGUCAGUCGUCUUCCGGUCCCGUUCCGCACGCUCAAGUUUUAAACGAUGGUCUGCUACACUCAAUUCUGGCGGCUAUCGAGCAACCGCAGAGCAAAAACACGAAAAUUUUGGGCCAGCCUUUGGCAAAAUUGCAGCCGAGCGAGAGUUACAGCGGAUCUUUUGAGUCCGACUCAGACGGGCAGCAUUCCGUAACAAAUGCCGUUGCCGUUCCAUCACCGGUAACGGAAGCAACUUCAACAACAACGACUACGCAAGAACCAGAAUCGGAGUCUGAAACGGAUACUCCACUCCACUUAAUAGACGACAACGAGAUUGCAUUAUACUUCAGCAACAAUUUGCAAGAUGCAGAUAAUGGCUCUCAGAAAAACGAUACAAGUGAUGGCGUGCUAAACGGUCAGCAGUACGGAAGUUACGUUUCGUUUAAAACGCCGAAUGCUAGUUUCGUGUACGGAAACUUACCAAGUGACAAGUCGCAAGAACGACAAGACAAGGAUUAGUGUGUCGAAUCUGCUCAAGAACUUUUUAGUCAUGAACUGAGUUCCACUCAAAUGAAGUUGGAGUGGAGUUCGGGUAUUGUUAUUUAUGCGCGGCUCACUUUCGAGGCCUAGAAGCCUCUAAGGCGAUCUGAUAUUAUUAGUGAUCGAAAUAAUUUAUUGUAUGUUUAAUUGAUAGAUUAAGGAGAAAAAACUAUGUACAAAAGUUUUUUAAAAACUAAUAAAACAUGCCUGGAA
Messenger RNA from Tribolium castaneum (red flour beetle), 3251 nucleotides. RefSeq lists its product as uncharacterized. The record is from RefSeq and is a predicted model, not a curated record. NCBI's taxonomy places the organism in Eukaryota, Metazoa, Arthropoda, Insecta, Coleoptera, Tenebrionidae. The transcript has 2 exons. The coding region runs from base 147 to 3017 and encodes 956 amino acids.